Molecule: messenger RNA, 1560 nt
Organism: Plasmopara halstedii
Lineage: Eukaryota; Oomycota; Peronosporomycetes; Peronosporales; Peronosporaceae
Product: mitochondrial carrier family
Exons: 4
Coding region: 1-1560 (519 amino acids)
Biological process (GO): transmembrane transport
Source: RefSeq, a predicted model, not a curated record
AUGAUAGACUUAGAUGCCCAGCAGCGGCGGCAAGAAGCAUACGCGCAACAAGCGCUCAAACUAUACAAUCCGGACUUUUCACUAACACCAGAAGUAUUAGAAAUCAUGCGUGCCUUUUUCUCGGAUCUUGGACCGGAUAUGAGAGGCACAAUUUCCCGUGGGGCAUUGGCGGACGAGAUUGUGCGUUUAGACCCAAGCGCAGAAACAAUUCGUCGUAUCGAAAGUGAUAUGACAGGAAGAGAUGAGAGACUUGAUUUUGCUGCAUUUUGUGAUUGUGUCAUGCAUUGGAAAGUCCAGAGUCCCCAAGCAGUACAAACGGUGUACACGUUGUGGGCUGCACAGAUUGCAGCGCUUGAUUCUGACAUGAGCGAUAAUUUAUUUUACGACCUCAAUAUGAAGGAGCCACAUCCAGAUGAGACGCUUGAUAUUAUUCAACUACUACAGCAACGUCAAAGAUUACAUGGAGUUGGUCGUAAGGUCAUGUAUGAGGACUAUGAGGCGUCAAUUGCCGGAUACUGGCUCACAUCCGACGAAGCCACUAAGAAUAGCGAGCCAAUGAUUGCAACGCGAAAGUUUGUAGAUCCAGCUGAUACAUCUGAAAGAUUAGGGUCCAUUAUGACGAUUUCGAAGUCUUUCAUUGCUGGCGGCAUGGCGGGCAUUAUCGCCAAAUCGACGUUAGCUCCACUGGACCGAAUUAAGAUUCUAUUUCAAGUAAACGAUCACCACAAGUUUAGUUUUCAAAAUGCUGCCAGAAUGACGAGAGAUAUCUAUGUGCACGAUGGAUUUCAUGCUUUGUUUCGGGGAAAUAUGCUUAAUAUUAUCAGGGUAGUCCCGUAUGCGGGACUACAACAUUCAGGUUUUGAUUUUUUUAGGCACAAAUUUCAUGCAUACAAUAUAACUAAAGCGGAGAGAGAGGGAAGUGCUGAAGUACCUAAGCUAAGUAAUUUACAGCUGGUAGCAGCGGGUUCGCUGGCUGGUGGGCUGUCAUUAGUAGUGGCUUACCCACUGGACAUUGUUCGGGCGAGAUAUAUGGUACAAAUGGGAAAGCAAAGAUAUACAAGUAUCUUUGAAGCUGUCAUCUCGAUGUAUAAGGUAGAAGGGAUGCGCUCGUUUUCGCGAGGACUUUUGCCUUCCUUGUUAGGAACAUUGCCGUACACGGGUAUUGGAUUCUCAUUAAAUGAGCGUUUCAAGAUAUGGACAUUGAAUUUGCAGCGUCGAAGACUGGAGCAAAAGAAUGGACCAGGGUUCGAACCGAGUCUUAAUCCGGUUACCAAAUUUAUGUGCUCGUAUUUUGCAGCUUGCGUCGCUCAAACUGGCACAUACCCGAUGGACACCAUUAGAAGGCGUAUUCAAACUGAUGGCUACGUUUCCGGAUCUGAGGCAAAACUGCAAUAUUCGGGUAUAAUCGCCACUGCUCGAAUCAUUUUGGCACGAGAAGGUUGGCGGGGGUUUUUCAAAGGAGUGUCAGUGAAUUGGUUGCGUAGCCCUGUAUCUACUGGCAUCAGUCUGACUGCAUACGAUAUUUUUAAAGAAGUUCUGGGCGUCGCCAAGGUCGAAUAA